Messenger RNA from Cornus florida, 855 nucleotides. Its product is annotated as disease resistance protein RUN1-like. Gene Ontology annotation, molecular function: ADP binding. The transcript has a single exon. Gene Ontology annotation, biological process: defense response. The coding region runs from base 1 to 855 and encodes 284 amino acids. Lineage: Eukaryota; Viridiplantae; Streptophyta; Magnoliopsida; Cornales; Cornaceae. The record is from RefSeq and is a predicted model, not a curated record.
AUGCAGCCCAACGGCCUUGUUGAAUUACAAGAAAAGCUUCUUUGUGAUAUCCUCCUAACGGAUGGAAAUCAGAGAAUAAGAAGCGAGGAUUAUGGAAUUGAGGUGAUAAAACGGCGAGCAUGGUGUCGAAGGGUUCUUCUUGUUCUCGAUGAUGUGGAUAACAUCAACCAACUGAGGGCAUUAGCCAUAAAUCGUGAUUUCUUACGUCGUGGAAGUAGAAUCAUAAUAACAACCAGAGAUUUGUCUUCAGUUAGUUCGCUUGAAAUGAAUGAGGUAUAUAUGCCUCAAGAGUUGAACAACGAGGAAUCUCUUCAACUCUUCAGUUGGCAUGCCUUUAGAAGUUACCGUCCUGUACAAGACUAUGAGAUCCUCUCUGAGAAAGUAGUAAGUUAUGCUAAAGGGCUUCCUUUAGUUCUUGAAAUUUUAGGUGCCUCUUUGUUGAACAGCACCAUAGCUGAAUGGAAAAGUGAAUUGAAGAAGUUGAAAAAGAUUCCUCAUAUGGAUGUUCAAAGAAAACUUGCGUUGAGCAUGAAUUCACUUGAUGAUGAACAGAAGGGUUUAUUCCUUGAUAUCGCAUGCUUUUUUGUUGGAAUGGACAAAGAUUUUCCAAUCAAACUACUAAAAGGUUGCGGUUUUUUCCCAGAAUCUGGAAUUGGGGUUCUAUCUCGUCGUGGUCUUGUGAGCAUUGAUGUGCUUAACCGACUGAGGAUGCAUGAUCUGAUUCAAGACAUGGCUAGAGAGAUUGUCCGCCAAGAAUGUCCUGAAGAACCGGGCGAGCGUAGUAGAUUGUGGUAUCACAAGGAUGCUCUUGAUGUACUGAGAAAUAACACAGUAAGAGCCGAAUGCAUGAAUUAA